Molecule: messenger RNA, 1196 nt
Organism: Dreissena polymorpha
Lineage: Eukaryota; Metazoa; Mollusca; Bivalvia; Myida; Dreissenidae
Product: golgin subfamily A member 6-like protein 22
Exons: 2
Coding region: 69-1196 (375 amino acids)
Source: RefSeq, a predicted model, not a curated record
UAUUAUAUCUGCAUUUCAUAUGGCGAACAAUCAAAAUUCAGAAGGUAGCUUGCGUAUCUGAUAUAGGAAUGCGAGAUGAGAAAAAUGAAGAGAAAACACCCGAUGAAGAAGAAAAUUCAAAGAGUUGUCGUUUAGAACAUGAAGACUUUGAAGGGUUACAAUGCGAUUAUUGUGAAAAGUUAGAGCGUCUUAAAGAGUUAGAAGAAUCUAUUCGAAAACGAGAAGAGAUGCUCAUAAACAAAGAGAUUCAGUUUGAUGAGCAGUUGAAAUGUCUGAAAGAAAAAGAUAUGACAAUUUCAGAACUAGAAAAAAGCAUUAAUGCUGAAAAAGAGAGAUGUAACAGUUUGAAACGCGUAUAUGAACAGAAAAUUAAAAAACUACAAGAAGAUUUGGGUAAACGGGAGAUUACUCAACAACAUGAACUAGAAAAACGCAUUAAUUUUGAAAAAGAGAAAUGCAACAGUAUGAAGCGGGAGGAUGAACUGAUGAUUAAAAAAUUAAAAGACGAAUUGUCUGUUUCUGAACAGAAGGUUAAACAACUACAAGAACAAGAAAAACAAAUAAAUUUUGAAAAAAAGAUAAGCAAAUGUAUGAAGCGAGAGGAUGAUCAGUUAAUAAAAAAACUACAAGACCAAUUGGCGGUGUCUGAACAGAAGGUUAAACAACUACAAGAACAAGAAAAACGCAUUGUUUUGAAAAAAGAGAAAUGCGAAAGUUUGAAGCGGGAGGAUGAACAGCUUAUUAAAAAAAUUCAAGCAGAAUUGGCGGUGUCUGAAGAGAGGAUUCAACAACUUCAAGAAAAAGAAAAACGACUUAAUUUUGAAAAAGAUAAAUGCGAAAGUACAAAGCGGGGGUUUGAACAGUUGAUUAAAAAUCAACAAGCAGAAUCGGCGGUUUCUUCACAGAAGAUUCAACAACUUCAAGAAAAAGAAAAACGACUUAAUUUUGAAAAAGAUAAAUGUGAAAGUACAAAGCGGGGGUAUGAACAGUUGAUUAAAAAUCAACAAGAAGAAUUGGCGGUUUCUGCACAGAAGAUUCAACAACUUCAAGAAAAGGAAAAACGACUUAAUUUUGAAAAAGAUAAAUGUGAAAGUACAAAGCGGGGGUAUGAACAGUUGAUUAAAAAUCAACAAGAAGAAUUGGCGGUUUUCUGCACGGCAGAUUCAACAAUUUCAAGAAACAGAAAAACGACUUAA